AUGUCCGCUAGCACCCGAAACAUCCUCAACAAGUUGAUCAUUUGGUCGAUUAACCGUUGCGUCUUGACUUCUGCUGUUGCCAUCAUCGAAACAAUUGUCUUCGUCGCCGUUCCCCAUUCGUUGUAUUACUUUGCUUUCGACUUCAUCAUCGGAAAACUCUACGUCAACUCUCUGUUAGCCGCUUUUAAUUCACGAAAAUCACUGCACGGAUCGGCCGUUGAUACGAGCGAUUUCUCGACCGCUGCUGACGGUUCCAUAGGGUUUCGCGUAGCCACUGCGAUCAGUGCUGAAAAUCAAAACCACAUCAACCUUCGAGUGAGGGUUCCGGGUGAGCCAGAACGCAGAGGUUCGCCAUACCUCGAUGAAGAGGCUGCAGAAAGCAGCUUGGUGCGUCUUUCCUGA
Molecule: messenger RNA, 402 nt
Organism: Pleurotus ostreatus (oyster mushroom)
Lineage: Eukaryota; Fungi; Basidiomycota; Agaricomycetes; Agaricales; Pleurotaceae
Exons: 5
Coding region: 1-402 (133 amino acids)
Source: RefSeq, a predicted model, not a curated record